This is a messenger RNA of Nelumbo nucifera (sacred lotus), 2212 nucleotides long. Its product is annotated as putative histone-arginine methyltransferase CARM1. Gene Ontology annotation, molecular function: histone H3R2 methyltransferase activity. Gene Ontology annotation, biological process: peptidyl-arginine methylation, to asymmetrical-dimethyl arginine; chromatin remodeling. Lineage: Eukaryota; Viridiplantae; Streptophyta; Magnoliopsida; Proteales; Nelumbonaceae. The record is from RefSeq and is a predicted model, not a curated record.
CUCAAUUUUUUUCUUUUCCACUUUUUUUUUUUUUUCUAGCUUCGGUUCUGAAUUGUCAGCUUCGCGCUCUUGUUGUCUACAGGGUCUCAAAAACCCUAAUUUCUCUUCGCACAGACCACAGUGCCCAAGCUCAGAAAGACACCAAUGGAAGUUUCUCUAGGGCAAAAGCAGAAGCAACAUGAGUUCGCGUUGGUUUCCAUGUCUCAGCUCACCUCCUCCUCAUCUUCUUCUCCUUGUUCGCCAGCAAUCGCUCGUUUCGGCAUCGAUUCCGGAACUGCUCAGCUUCAGUUCCUCCACGAACCAGAAUCUACCGAGGUUAUCAACGUCGACAUUGGUACCACCCAGCAAUGACGUUAAUGUAUACAUUACGACUUGGUCCGUUGUUUUUCAGCUUUUCAAGUUAGGCCCCGUCGAGUCAGUAUGUAUAACCGUAGAUUCCGAAACCAGCAGUAAGAAGGAGUUUUGUGAUUGGAAUUUCAGUGAAGUGCUUUCUGACGUCUGUCUUACAACAUCUUUCCUUUUGAGUCAGAAGUCUUACUCAAGGGGAAUUACCAUUCGAUUUAGAACAGAAGAUGAAAGCAAAGCUUUUCAUUGUGCAUUUGAGCAAUGGAAGAAUGAAGUUAUUGGUGGAAGUGCUGGAGAAUGCUUAGAAAAUGGAAGUCUCUUAACUUCUAGAAGCAAGUUUGAUAAUAAAAUAGAGGCAGCUUCUGCUAAAAUGUACUUCCAUUACUAUGGACAACUUCUGCAUCAGCAAAAUAUGUUACAGGAUUAUGUGAGGACAGGAACAUAUUGUGCUGCAGUCAUUGAGAACCGUGCAGACUUUAUUGGUCGGGUUGUAGUUGAUGUAGGUGCUGGUAGUGGUAUUCUGUCACUAUUUGCUGCUCAGGCUGGCGCAAAACAUGUUUAUGCUGUGGAAGCAUCUGAAAUGGCAGAGUAUGCACGCAGACUUAUUGCAGGGAAUCCAUCUCUGGCUCAGCGAAUUACGGUGGUCAAAGGUAAAGUUGAAGAAGUUGAGUUGCCUGAGAAAGCAGACAUUUUGAUCUCUGAGCCAAUGGGUACCCUAUUGGUUAAUGAGAGAAUGCUGGAAUCCUAUGUGAUUGCAAGAGAUAGAUUCCUUGUCCCCAAGGGGAAAAUGUUUCCAACAAUGGGAAGGAUACACAUGGCACCAUUCAGUGAUGAAUACUUGUAUGUUGAAGUUGCAAACAAGGCUCUCUUUUGGCAGCAACAUAAUUACUAUGGUGUUGACCUCACUCCCUUAUAUGGACCUGCAUUUCAGGGUUAUUUCUCUCAGCCUGUGGUGGAUGCGUUUGAUCCAAGGUUAUUGGUAGCACCAGCCACCUUCCACACAAUAGACUUCACUUCGAUUAAGGAAGAAGAUCUAUAUGAAAUUGAUAUCCCACUUAGUUUUAUUGCCUCUGUGGGCACUAGAGUGCAUGGGCUGGCAUGCUGGUUUGAUGUUUUGUUCAAUGGGAGUACGGUACAGAGGUGGCUAACCACCGCUCCUGGUGCACCUACAACUCAUUGGUAUCAACUACGUUGUGUUCUCUCUCAGCCUAUGUAUGUCAUGGCUGGCCAAGAAAUUACAGGACGACUCCACAUGGUUGCCCACAAUGCUCAGAGUUAUACAAUGUAUCUAACUAUGUCAGCUAAAAUGUGGGGAGCUGGUGCUGAACAAGGGGGAAUUCUACAGACUUCAUCAUGCAAACUUGAUCUCAAAGAGCCAUACUAUCGUAUGUCCCAACCACAGGCAUAUGCAUGGUCCCAAGAUCAGCAGCCACAUCAAUUAGUACAUGCACAGGAUAUACCCAUUCAAUCUCAGGAUGUGGUCGGACCUGGCUUAACACCACCAUCCCAGAAUUCAGCAGCUCCACUGAAUCGAUGACGAAAGUUCUCUUUUUACCAGGGAGAAGGGGUUGCGGUUGAGCCCAGUUAGGCAAUCAUGUUUGUAACAUAUACGUGCUUUUCACCUUCGAGAUUGCGGGGGUAUCAAAUCAAGCCCUCGUCUAGUUACAGGCUUACAGCCCGAAACAGUGCAUGCAUUGCAUUUGUAAAUUAUACAAAUCUUUUUGUACGGUGGUUGGAUUGGAUGCUCAGUGGUUCUAUUCAAUGUCGUCAUAAUUAAACUUAAGCCAAACGAUUUAUCAGAUUUCUAUCAACUUUCUCCGUUUCUUAGAUUUUAUUAUGUAAUGGAAUUGGCAAAAUUGUUCGCUCA